AAAACGAAAUUUUAAUAUUGAAAAAUAAAUAACAAGUAUCAGCAACAACAACAACAACAACAACAUUAUCUAUAGUUUGGAUCUAAUAUCGCACACACAUAAACAUUAACCGUUGCCUGGGCCUAGCUUGCUGACUGACUGAAUGACUUGAAUGACUGCUUCAUUAGUUUCGUUUUAUUCGCUUGCCAAUAAUAUAUAAUCGAAUUAUUUCAUCGUUUCUUUUUUUUUGUUAUUGUUAUCGGUCUCACGAUUUUAUUUUUAUUUUUUUUCUCUAGUUACUUUGCAGCAGAUUCUAUCAACACCAUUUUCAUUCAAAAACAUCAAAAACAGAGUAUUGACAAAAAAAUAUAUCAGAAAAAAAGAAAGAGUUGCCAUCGAAGAAAUAUAAUAUAAUAAUAGUGUUGAAUAAAAACGCAAAAAAAAUUUACAUUCGAUUUGACGUAACAGAUUGAUUGUAUGGCGAAAAUUCAUGCUGUUUUUCUGCCGACAGCGAAGUAAAUAUUAAAAAAAAUAUUCACGAUCAAUUCUUUUUGAGCCGACAUCAGCAAAGAAUACUUGAGGAAUAUAAAAUGGAAUCUGAAAUCGAGACCAAUAGCUACGAACCGAAUCGUAUUAUUAUAGAAUUCGAAAAACGUGCCAAAGAAAAUGAAAUGAAUGGAAAGAAUAUGAUACCAUCAAAAACUACUCGUUUGAUCGAAAAAUUCGAGAAAAAAGCACAAGGCAUUGAUGGUGAUGGACGUCGAGGUUCUGUAUCAAAUGGCCAAUCAAUGGUGAAUAAUAUGAAAAAAGUUUUCGAACCAAAUAGCGGACAAACAGAUGAUGAUGAUACACCAGAUCGAGUGAUACCAUCGGGCAGUACGAAUAAAUUGAUUGGAAUGUUUCAACCUACAACAUCAACCUCUGAUCAACAACAACAACAACAACAGUAAUCAUCACCAUGGCCAUCAUCAUUGGCUUGAUUAUGACGCCCUCAUAAUUUUCACAGUUGAUCGUCACCAUCAUUAUCUAUAAUCAUAAUCAUAAAUGUUAAGGUAUUACACAAAAAAAAAUCUUACAAAUCACCAGCAAGACAGUUGUUACCAUAAUCGCCAUCAUUUUGUUUGCGAUGACUAUUCAUGAUGAUCAUUAUAAUCGAUUUGUUCAUAUUUGGAAUAUUUUAACAUCUGAACACCAGACAAACAUUUCAAAUAUCAUAGCCAUCUCCUGUUAUGUCAUAUUCUUUUUCUCAUUUUGUUUAUUAUCAUUCAUAUCGCAAUCAUAUUUGCUUUAAAAUAUUUUCCUUGCUUUUCUGAAUGUUUUUUUUUCAUUGGAAUUUUUUUCUCAUCAUACUUUUCUUUACCAUGUCAAUAAUUCUAUUCUUUUGUUUCCAAAUUAUAUACACCAUACCACACACACACACACACACACACAUGAAAACACAGAGAAUUUAUUUUCGAUUAUAAAAAUUGUAAAAUUUUCGUUUUUUUCUUUUUAUUCUUAAUGUUUACCAAAGAGUUCGUUCAAAUACAAAAAAGAAAUCAAAAUAAUGCAACAUCAACCAAAAAUAGUAUUUUUCUCUCUCUCUCUCUCUCUCGCUUUUAAAUGUUUGUCAUUCAUCAUGUAUGUUCAAAUUUGUUUUCUUGUCCUUUAUUCUAAAUGUUAUUCUAUUUUACCUUAUUGUAUUUGGAACAUAAUAAUAAUAAUAAUAAUGAUGA
Messenger RNA from Dermatophagoides farinae (American house dust mite), 1694 nucleotides. NCBI's taxonomy places the organism in Eukaryota, Metazoa, Arthropoda, Arachnida, Sarcoptiformes, Pyroglyphidae. The record is from RefSeq and is a predicted model, not a curated record.